GAGAUAAUUAAAGAAAGGUACCUGGGUACAUACUUUCUUACUUGAAUAUCACGUCUAUCAUAACUAGAUCACAGGCGGAGAGUGUUGCAAGAUAGCAGCCCUGGAGAUCGGCAAUGGACCCCGCACAGCGCCGCCGAAGGAACAAUGGCAGCACAUGGGUGAUUGUAAAGACAAUCAUAAGUCUUGUUAUAGGUCUCAUCGGAGGUCUAACCAUAGCGGCUGUCUUUAAUGGGCACUUCAAUGAACACCUAUCUUCGGACUAUAUUGAGCUACCGCGGACCAGACCGACACAAGGAAGCACACUGAAUAUUAGCGAAUCCAUGGGUGAUUUAUGGACGGGUUCUGAAGGUAUCUUCGACGACAAGAUUGAGGCGGCGCUAUGGUUUACUGAUGCAGAUGCCACUACCCAACUCAUAACCACAUUAUUGGAGGCCGUACCCCUAAGUUAUGAAGUAUACCCUGGGGCGUUUGACCAUUUACGCAUACCAUCGACUGAGCGUCAAUUAACAAAGCGCAAUACACACCUCGACAUAGCGAGGACUGCGUUUACGGAAUAUUCCGACGUUCGCGAAGAGCUGUAUCGUGAUAUCUUAUCCAACAGAGUCUUAUGGCAUUGGUACGCCGAUAGGGAAGUGGACGUUAAGUUCUUUGGUCAUAUUGCCAAUAUGUCUACGGAGAAUACGACGGGCCUUGAACUUGAACAUUGGGAAGAUGCGGAGGAGUUUGCGAGAACUACCGCGGUAGAGCUUAUCCAGACAUAUCGUAAUAUCUGGGCCAAAUCAAACGCCGUCAAGAAAAUGGGAAAGCACCUGGAUACGCUGAAAAGUAAUGUGCAAGAAGCCAUGAGUAUUGAAUAUGAAUUUAUGAAGUAUCUACCGCUCAAGUCAGCCAAAAACCAAUUGUGGAAUGGUCGAGACGCAAAUAAGACACUUCCCUUACUUUACACAAGUGUCGUAAAGCUAUCAUGUCGAUACAAGGAUAUUACGAAGGGCUUGAAAGGGAUGGAGCUCAUCCUGAAGAACCCGCCAUCACCACAAUCUGGCUUUCCAACUAAGGGAGCGUCUAUGAUUGCCUGGUCUCAAGUUAUAGAAGGCCUCGUAUGGCACUGGGGCACGUUUUUGCUCAACUCACAGCCAGGCAGGCUAUUCGCCAUGAGAAGAGAAACGUUGAAGGGCGUAAAAGACCUCCGCACUUACGACUUGGAAAAGUCGUGGGAGCAGUGGAGAGAUCGGAACUGCGCUGGUACGACAUGCCACACGAAAACCACCCUCACUUACAAGUUUGGGGUCUGGGCCGGCUUGCGCAUACCAGUACUGGAGGGCCGUGCUCAGGAUGAGAAUGCGUUUUGUAAGAGACAGACUAUACCAGCUGGUCAAAAGCCGAAUGUUUGGCGGGGAGUGUAUCAGCAGGUGUGUUGUGAUGAAGAAUCGUCACUUACGUCCUUCAUAAAAUACGGACCGGUAGAUACGAUAUCUACUCCUGUUUAGGUAUGGUACAAGCAACAUAGUGCAGGAUUGCCUAUGAAGAUAGGUACCUAUGAUGCAGAGGGACAAGUGAUGGAUGUGGGAUAAUUAUGCCCGUAGUUACCUAGGUAAUAUUAUAUGGGUAAUUAUUUCAGUCUUUUUGAUACUAAGCUACUAGGUAGAUAAGGUACCUUUUCCCGC
Messenger RNA from Annulohypoxylon maeteangense, 1664 nucleotides. RefSeq lists its product as uncharacterized. The record is from RefSeq and is a predicted model, not a curated record. NCBI's taxonomy places the organism in Eukaryota, Fungi, Ascomycota, Sordariomycetes, Xylariales, Hypoxylaceae. Bases 114 to 1487 code for a protein of 457 amino acids. The transcript has a single exon.